CCGGCUCAUUCCGGCUCGAUUUCCCGUCAGAUUCGCAAUAUAGCUUUAUCGCUGUCCGCUGCCCCAGACAAGGGUGGUAUCCGAAAGAAAGAUGGUAGACAGGGACCCACCUACUUGGAAGUUCACACAAUGCUUCGGUGAUAAGGGUGAUGUGGAAGAUAUCACAGAAGCGGAUAUCAUUUCAACCGUCGAAUUCGACCAUACCGGUAACUAUCUGGCUACGGGAGACAAGGGUGGGAGAGUGGUCUUGUUUGAGAGAAACGAAACGAAAAAAACCUGCGAGUAUAAAUUCCACACCGAAUUCCAGUCGCACGAGCCAGAAUUCGACUACUUAAAAUCGUUAGAGAUCGAAGAGAAGAUCAACAAGAUUAAGUGGUGUAGAAGGCAAAAUUCAUCCCACUUCCUACUAUCGACGAACGACAAGACUAUUAAGCUAUGGAAGGUGUUCGAUAAGUCACUCAAGGUCGUUGCAGAGAACAACUUAUCCAAUGAGCUCACACCUGCCGGUGCUGUCGGUGGCGGAGGAGUGCCCCGAGCCCCUCGUUUAUCGUUCAAGGACCCCUCAGCGUUGAAGCUCCCACGGAUGACACACCAUGAUACUGUCGUGGCGGCUGUUCCUCGAAGGACCUACGCCAACGCUCAUGCAUACCACAUUAACAGCAUCUCCGUCAACAGCGAUGGCGAGACCUUCAUAAGCAGCGAUGAUCUUCGGGUGAAUUUGUGGAACCUCAACAUUCAAGACCAGAGCUUCAACAUUGUCGAUAUCAAACCAGCAAAUAUGGAAGAGCUCACAGAGGUCAUCACGGCAGCCGAAUUCCAUCCGACCAGCUGCAACUGGUUUAUGUACGCUAGCUCCAAGGGAACGAUCAAGCUUGCCGACAUGCGACAGCGGGCACUGUGCGAUGAGCACUCCAAACUCUUCGAGCAAGAAGAAGAUGCCUCUUCUCGCUCAUUCUUUUCCGAAAUCAUCUCGUCUAUCUCUGACGUACGCUUCUCGAACGACGGCCGGUACAUUGUCUCGCGAGACUACCUAACUGUUAAGAUCUGGGAUGUAAACAUGGAAAAACAGCCGGUCAAGACAAUCCCCAUUCACGAGCACCUACGGCCACGUUUGUGCGACACAUACGAGAACGAUAGUAUCUUUGAUAAGUUCGAGGUGGUCUUCUCGGGCGAUGCUGAGAAUGUCAUGACCGGAAGCUACAACAACAACUUCAUGAUCUACCCCACCGACCCCGCCAAGGAGACGGAGAUAGUGCUGCAGGCAGACAAGUCUGCCUUUAAGGCGAAGAAGGUCGGCGUGCCGACCCCGAUGAACAAGGGGGCCAAUGGGAAGAAGAACGGUUCCAGGGCGGGCAGUCCUGCUGGUCCAGGCAGUCGGAUGAAGAAGGAAACCGAUGCCGAUCAGAUCGACUUCAACAAGAAGAUAUUGCACAUGAGCUGGCAUCCGUACGAAGACAGCAUUGCAAUUGCCGCCACCAACAACCUCUUUGUCUUCUCCGCGCUGUAGAUUACCGAGUGCUUCAUAAUCACAGUUGACCACCGAGGGUCGUAUCCGAGACAUAGAGAAACGAGAUUUCUAGCAGCAGUCGCAGCCGCAGAUUCCAAAAUUCAAAUUACCCGUUCAAGUUCUGAUACGUUUGUGUUUUGUUUUUUGUCUUCCUUGGAGUUUGAUGGUGCGGUUUCUUGGCCCUAUUCCUUCCUUAUUUUCCCCAAACUCUCCCCCUCCCUUCCUCUCUACACGUGUAUCCCGAGACAAUUUUGUCGUUCUCCUCUUGGUUUAGCCCGGUGGGUUGAUUAUGAUAUUUUGAGGCGUUGUUGGUGGGUAGUCGGAUAGAGAAGAUACCGAGCCUUCGGAGGACUAUCUUUUCCCUUUUCCCUGCCGGACACCUGCUCACUGAAUCUUGUUU
Aspergillus wentii DTO 134E9 is the source of this 1907-nucleotide messenger RNA. RefSeq names its product protein phosphatase 2A regulatory subunit CDC55. The record is from RefSeq and is a predicted model, not a curated record. The transcript is spliced from 6 exons. The coding region runs from base 92 to 1507 and encodes 471 amino acids. Gene Ontology annotation, molecular function: protein phosphatase regulator activity; protein binding. NCBI's taxonomy places the organism in Eukaryota, Fungi, Ascomycota, Eurotiomycetes, Eurotiales, Aspergillaceae. Gene Ontology annotation, cellular component: protein phosphatase type 2A complex; cytosol. Gene Ontology annotation, biological process: peptidyl-serine dephosphorylation.